UGUGGUAAAAGAAGGCAACCACACAAAUGCAAAGACGAAAACACACGAGCACACACACACGCACAAGAAGCAAAGACACUCAAAUCAAGCAACAACGGAUCGUCUGCUCGACGGCUGCACUUCUCCUUCUGGUGUCACGAUGUUGUCGCGGUCGUCGUCGCGGUCAUCGUCCGCAGUGGUGGCAGCGCUGCUGGUGCUGCUUCCGCUUUGUUUUGGGGCUGCAGUAGCGUCCCGCCACGAGCCCGUAACGCUGAUGUUCAAGCCCUUCAACUCAUCAGACGUGUGCGCCCUCGUCUCCUUGAAGGCAUUUUCCGCCUCCAUCAGCCACAACGAGACGAGAGCUGGGCUUGUGCAGUUGCCUGAGUUCAACGCCACAUCGGCCACCUUCACACCGCAUCCAAUGGCGUCCUGCGGCAACCUGUCGGAGUCCAGCACACAAGUCACGCUCUCAGCGACCUUUGCUCUGCACAACUCCACCACAACAGCCAAUGUCGUCCUGGCAUUCAACGCCACCACAACUAGCGGCAAAGUGAGCAAAUGGUACCUGAGCGACCUUGCUGCCGUCAUCCACCACGAGCAGCAGGGCGAUCACGCCAUCACCGUGUCCUACCCGUCAGCAUCGCGCAGCACGUUCGUCGCCCCGGCAGGCUAUGGUCUCCGCUGCCGCGCCAAUGCUGUCUUUGAAAAUGUGACACAGGGAGUGACGGUGGUUGAAUUUCAGGACGCAAUCCUGCAACCGUUCAACGUUCGCAGGAAUCAGACGCAGCCGCAGCCAAAGCGAGGGGAGCGAUUUGAUAUUUGCCAGUUCCAGAAGGACGAACAAGACCACACGCUUGCGCUGGCCAUUGCUGGCGGUGUGGGCGCGCUGUGCCUGUGCGCCAUUGUUGUCUAUUUCAUCCGCUCUCGCCACAAGACUGCCUACACCUCCCUCUCAUAGCAGCUCAGGCUUAUCGGUGCGCGCCUCUCUUUGUUUGUUCAUUCAUUCGUUUUCUUGCUUGUUUGCUUAUCGCUCACCCUCUUCCCAGCGUCUCCCCUCUCUGUCUCUCUCUCUCGUGUUGCUCGCUCUUGAUUGUUGUGUAUGCGAUUCUGCAAGGCACCCGACCGUUGUGGUGGUGGAAAAUGAUGUUUUUAUGUUGGUGUUACAUGUUGAGACACAAUGAACACAGUGGCCAAGCACCAACCAACCAACCAUGCAUGACACAACCACGUGACGUCACGCGUGGCAUGACGUGCCAUGUGACGCAUCCGCGCAGCCACC
Molecule: messenger RNA, 1258 nt
Organism: Salpingoeca rosetta
Lineage: Eukaryota; Choanoflagellata; Craspedida; Salpingoecidae
Exons: 5
Coding region: 140-937 (265 amino acids)
Cellular component (GO): membrane
Source: RefSeq, a predicted model, not a curated record